AUGAACAUCGGGCGCGCGCAGAAAGCUGGCAAUGAGCAGCUGGAGAAGGCCCUCACGUAUUUAUACAACGUGAUGAACAGGGAAAUCGAAUCCAAGGUGCCCGUAAUAAAUCGGGUCCUGAGCCGUUGCCUAAGCACAGAGGACUCCGACGCGCGUCGUGAGCUACUUGCAGCCUACUACUCGGACAAAAACGGAGAGGAGGAAGCUAAGAAGCGGCCAAAGUCUACGGCAAAUGCCAUUGUGGGUUUGGUCUCCGAGGCCUCGACAGAUGCGCAGCCGGGCCUGGACGUGAACAGUGCUUUGCAACGGAUUCGCGGCGUGGCGCUGGAUGUCGGCGUGGUGCUUGGGGAGGUCUUCGAUGAUAAGGUUCAGGAGCGGUUCAUGGAGGACAUUCAGCCUCUGUUCGAUGCGCUGGCUGCAGAGACGAGCGCAUCUUAG
Molecule: messenger RNA, 438 nt
Organism: Symbiodinium pilosum
Lineage: Eukaryota; Dinophyceae; Suessiales; Symbiodiniaceae
Source: the annotation of a GenBank genome assembly